This is a messenger RNA of Mesocestoides corti, 2436 nucleotides long. The record is from the annotation of a GenBank genome assembly. Lineage: Eukaryota; Metazoa; Platyhelminthes; Cestoda; Cyclophyllidea; Mesocestoididae.
AUGGCGACCGAUCAGGAGCUUAAAAUCUCGCGAAUGACCAAACGGUCAGUAAACAAGAAAAUAUUCAGUCGACCGAGCUACAAACUCCGUGAAUUUGUGCUUACUCCGUUUCACAUAAAGUAUUUUGAAGUCAGUGGUGGGAACCGUGGAAAAGAAAAGGGCCGAGUUCUUCUCUCCAACGUCAAGUAUGUUGAAAAGGUCUUGGAUGAUGAUUUAGAUGGCAAAAAGAAUGUCCUACAGGUCGCCUACGUUGAGGACUCAAGUUCAACCAACUGGUUUCUGCUGUACAUAGUGGCGCCUUCGCUAAUAGAACGAGAUGAUUGGAUAAGUCUUAUUAGAUUUUAUACACGAGAACGGGGUGCCUGCUUCCUACCGCGUUACCAUCCUGGUGUGUGGCGUCGACCUGGCCGGUAUAGUUGUUGCGAUGACAUCAAUCGUCGUUCCCAUGGUUGUCAACACACCUUUGAUUCUUCAACGAACACAGAAGCAGCUGAACCCCACCGCCUAUCCUCUUAUCCUGGUUGUCCUCCUCCUGUCACUUCAACAGAGAUCCAGACACCUCCCGUUUCCCCUCUUGGUGGACAGCAGUCGGUCGCUGUUAUGUCUUCACCGCCUCAGCAGCCACAACAGCCCGCUCCCCAACAAACGGGGAAAUUAAUUAUAGCGACUUCUCCCGCCCCGCCCCCCAAUCCCAUGAACAUAUUCACCCAACAGCAAGUGCUUUUUCAGCAGCAACAGCAACAACAGCAACUCUUGUUGGCUCAGCAACAAAAACUAAACGUGAUUGCUACACAACCUCAUUUACAUCAACAUCAACUAAGCACUCGGAGACCCAUAAGGCUGCCACAAUCCCCUGGCGGACAGUCUUUUGAUUGGGUAAGCAGCCAAAGUGAAUUUCCGUUGCUGUGGUUUCUCUCCCAGCCUGCGUUGAUUAAUGAAGAAAACGAGAAGACUGUGAUUGCUGUUCACAACUACAAUCCCGUACGCGAAAACCAAUUGCCCCUACAGAAGGGUGAGAAGUACUAUGUUGUGAACGAUAGCAACGCUCAGUGGUGGUACGUUCGCAAUGUGGCUGGCCAAUCUGGCUAUGUUCCUACCAACUACAUACACAAACCAAAUAGCCUCAACUCGUUCGAUUGGUAUUACAAGGACAUCACUCGCCAGCAAGCAGAGGCGAUUCUUCUGGAGGAAAAUCGUGAGGGCUGCUUUCUCGUUCGCGACUCUGUGAGCAAGAAAAACACCUACACGCUCUCAGUCACCUCAAAGGAUCCUGACGUAUCAGGUAAGUUGCGGGUGCACCACUAUCAUAUUCAUCGAAACGAUGGUGGCACAAAUCUCUCCAACGGCCAUUCAAACGGCGCCGGUGUUGUGUCCAACGGAGGAAACACCAACGGCAAUGUUUCAGCCACGCAAGUAAACGGAGGCACCACAGGUUCUGCCGGUGGUGGUGGUGGUGAGGCACAAUUUUACCUCUCAGAGAAGCACGCUUUCCCGACGAUAAGCGAAGUAAUCCACUACCACAAACACAACUCAGGCGGACUGGUUGUGCGCCUUCGUUCUCCCCCUGUUAAGGAUCGCGAGAGUCCGGUCACCGCUGGAAUGGGUCUCGAUGAAUUUGAGUUGGACCCUGCGGAGCUGCAGAUCGAUCGAGACCCAAUUGGGAAAGGCCAAUUCGGGGUUGUGAAACGUGGAAAAUUCCGGAACAUUCCAGUAGCUGUGAAGCAGAUGGUUGAAAAUGCAAUGAACGAAGAAGACUUUAUUGAGGAGGCGAAAAAUAUGCGGUUUCUUAAUCACCCCAAUCUCGUCCAGCUGUUUGGCGUUGUUUUGAAGAAGAGACCUAUUAUGAUUAUCACGGAGUACAUGAAAUAUGGUUCGCUCCGUGAUUUUCUGCGUCAGCGGCAGUCCCAAUUUUGUAACCGUCCGGUUGUACUGGCCGACAUAUGUGCUCAAGUGGGCAAUGGCAUGGCCUAUUUAGAAAGGGAACAGUUUGUCCACCGCGACCUGGCAGCCCGAAACUGUCUGGUCAAAUCAGUCUCGCGGAACUCGGUGGUUGUUAAAGUUGCCGAUUUCGGGAUGGCCCGCUUCCUGCUAGACAAUGUCUAUGAACCAAGUGCUGGGACCAAAUUCCCCGUGCGCUGGGCUGCACCAGAAGUCUUCCAAUCAGUCUACACAGACAAAGCUGAUGUCUGGAGUUUUGGUGUUCUUAUGUGGGAGGUGUUCACGUACUGCAUGGAAAACCCCUACCACGGAAUGAAUAAUUCUCAAGUUUACCAGUUUAUCGUUGGCGGAGGACGGUUACACAAACCAGCAAUCUGCCCCGAUCGAAUUUACGUUCUCAUGCUAGAGUGCUGGCAGCACGAUCGCAACAAACGUCCGGCCUUUGAGUAUAUCUGUCAGAAAAUCGGUGAUUACUUGGACCAAAAUUGCGAAAACUGA